Camelus dromedarius (Arabian camel) is the source of this 3384-nucleotide messenger RNA. RefSeq names its product KH and NYN domain containing (gene KHNYN). Gene Ontology annotation, cellular component: cytoplasmic ribonucleoprotein granule; nucleus. The record is from RefSeq and is a predicted model, not a curated record. Lineage: Eukaryota; Metazoa; Chordata; Mammalia; Artiodactyla; Camelidae. Gene Ontology annotation, molecular function: mRNA binding; RNA endonuclease activity. Bases 196 to 2208 code for a protein of 670 amino acids. The transcript is spliced from 8 exons.
AAAAACUGUUCGUGAUGUGGGGAAGAGAGGUCCCUGUUGGGUGAGGAAUCGGGAAGGCCCGCCCAGAUUCGGGCCCCCCGCCCUUCUUCCCUGGGUCGGGGGCGCGGGCGAAGCUGGGGCCGGCGGGCACCGAGCGGCGCCGGCGGGACUGAGUCCGCAGCGGGCGGCGAGGCGGGGCUGGGCAGCCAGGCAGCCAUGCCUACCUGGGGGGCUGGCUCCCCGUCCCCUGACCGCUUUGCCGUGUCUGCGGAGGCCGAGGACAAGGUGCGGGAGCAGCAACCCCAUGUGGAGCGCAUCUUCAGGGUGGGGAUGAGCGUCCUCCCGAAGGACUGCCCUGAGAACCCUCACAUCUGGCUGCAGCUGGAGGGCCCCAAGGAGAACGCCAGCAGAGCCAAGGAGUACUUGAAGGGUCUCUGCAGCCCGGAGCUGCAGAAUGAAAUCCACUAUCCGCCCAAACUGCACUGCAUCUUCCUGGGGGCACAGGGCUUCUUCCUCGAUUGCCUGGCCUGGAGCACAUCAGCCCACCUGGUGCCUGGGGCGCCCGGCUCACUGAUGGUCAGCGGCCUGACUGAAGCCUUCGUCAUGGUCCAGAGUCGAGUGGAGGAGCUGGUGGAGCGGCUGAGCUGGGACUUUCAGCUGGGGCAGUCUGCUGGAGCCUCUCAGUGUGCUGGAGUGCUGAGAGACUUCUCUGCCCUGCUGCAGUCCCAGGGGGAUGCCCACACCGAGGCCCUGCUGCAGCUGCCCCUGGCCGUCCAGGAGGAACUGCUGAGCCUGGUGCAAGAGGCAUCCAGGGCGCAGGGGCCCCAAGCCUUCCCCUUCUGGGAGCCGGGGAGCCCUGGCCUGCUGGGUGCUCAGCAGCAGGGAGUCAGGGCUCCCCUGAGUGAAGGCAGGGAGUCCCUGGACACAGGACCUGUAGGGUGGCAAGAGUCAAGGGGAGAGAGACAUGCUAUGGAGAAGGAGGGAGCAAAGCAGAGUGGUCCCAGGGAGAUGGAUUUGUGGCGGAAGGAGCUGCUCGGGGAAGAGGCCUGGGAGAGACAAGUGGCCUUCAGGUCACAGUCAGGGGGAGGAGAGGCAGGGCAGGCAGGGGCCUUGAAAGGGAAGGCCCUGGGGAAGGAGGGGCUGCCCCAGGAAAGAGGAAGGUUCUGGGUCCAGGGUGAGCCUCCUGGUGCCCAGGGCCCCUGUCAGAAGGCAGCUCAGCUCCGGGGAGCCUCCCUCCUCCAGCGGCUCCAUAAUGGGAAAGCCUCACCACCAAGAGUGCCCAGCCCCCCACCUGCACCCGAACCCCCGUGGCACUGUGCAGACCGAGGGGACAGAGGAGACAGGGCAGAAAAGCAGCAGGCCAUGGCUCGAGGUCGGGGGUCUCCGUGGAAACGAGGCACCCGGGGGGGCAACCUGGUGACCGGCACACAGCGUUUCCAGGAGGCCCUCCAGGACCCUUUCACCCUGUGUCUUGCCAAUGUGCCCGGCCAGCCAGACCUCCGCCAUAUUGUCAUUGAUGGCAGCAAUGUGGCCAUGGUGCAUGGCCUCCAGCACUACUUUUCCAGCCGGGGCAUUGCCAUUGCCGUGCAGUACUUCUGGGACCGAGGCCACCGCGACAUCACCGUCUUUGUGCCUCAGUGGCGCUUCAGUAAAGAUGCCAAAGUCAGAGAGGGUCACUUCCUGCACAAGCUGCACUCCCUCAGCCUGCUCUCUCUCACUCCUUCCCGGGUCUUGGAUGGCAAGAGGAUUUCCUCAUACGACGACAGGUUCAUGGUGAAGCUGGCUGAAGAGACCGAUGGGAUCAUCGUCUCCAACGACCAGUUCCGGGACCUGGCGGAGGAAUCCGAGAAGUGGAUGGCAAUCAUCAGAGAGCGCCUGCUGCCCUUCACCUUCGUGGGAAACCUCUUCAUGGUGCCUGAUGACCCGCUGGGGCGAAACGGCCCCACACUGGAUGAGUUUCUGAAGAAGCCAGUCAGGGCACAGGGGUCUUCUAAGGCUCAGCAUUCCUCCAGGGGCUUUGCAGAACCUGGUAAUCAGCAGCAGGGGAGAAAAGAGGAGGAAAAAGGCAGUGCUGGCAUUCGGAAGACGCGGGAGACAGAGCGGCUCCGGCGCCAACUGCUGGAAGUGUUCUGGGGCCAGGAUCACAAGGUGGACUUCAUCCUGCAGCGGGAGCCAUACUGCCGGGACAUUAACCAGCUCUCCGAGGCCCUGCUCAGUCUCAACUUUUGAGCCUCACGUCUCUGAGUGGCUGCCACCCCAUCAGCUUCAGCCUCACCCAGCUCAGCUCAUUCUGUGAGGGUCCCUCUGCUGCUCAGACCCUGACCCAGACUCACCCUGAGUUGGUGCUUUGGGUCAGGGAAGCACUGAGUUAGAGCAUUUGUGGUGUGGGGAAUGCUCUUGCCUGGGGCACUUUGGGGACAGGUCCAGAAGUGACCUGAUCUCUUCUUGAGCCAGGACCUCAACCAGCUCUCAGGAGGUUCUGCUCAGUUUUAACUUCUCAACCUUGCCUUAUGCAGGGUUUCUGUAGGGAGUGGGGUCUGCUGGAAAGGGUGGGUCCUGGAGAUUGGGACGGCCGGCCCCUCCUCCACGUUGAGCUGGGGAUGGAGGCUAGGGAGGCUAGGGUGGGCGGGAGGGGAAUGUGGAACAGGUGACAAGGAAGCUAAGCCUUUCCUCCUCUUGGCUCCUGCUCUGAUGGCCAGAGGACAGGACGCUUCCCAGUCCUGGCUGGGCUCCUGGGCACAUCGAAGGGAAUGCUGGGCCCUGGAAAGGCUAGUGUUCUGGGGUCUGGGUCACACUGGGGCAGCAGGGAGCUGGUGGAGAAGGCAGAGGGAGACUUGGCUUCUGGUUUCAGCUCUUCCUGUCUGUGACCUUGAUUGAUCUUGGUCUUUACUUCUGCCUACGAGGGUAAAGGGUAAGAAUGCCUGUUGGGAGGAGAGAGGAGAACACAGAGGAAAGCUCCUGGGAGGAAAGGUACUUGGACCAAGUCUCAGGUGUGUCUGUGGCUGCACAGGUGUCCUAACCAAAACCUCCUCUUUCCCCAGGGCCUGUGCCCUAGAUUUGAACACUGCAUCCUCAGUAUAAUGUGCCCUGUAAUGGCUGCAUCCCUUUGGGCAACCCCCCAAAUCCACAUUUACAGAACAGUUAAUUAGGGGUGGCUGUUGGCAUUACCAGAAUACUCUCAGGGUUCGUUCCUAUCAAUGGCAGCUUUCCUGUUGCAUUCAGGUGUUUACAGAUGAACGAAUGUGUCAGAAAGUCCCCAGUCCCCGGUUACCGCACUUGCUCAGGCAUUGAGCAUUCAGCAAACCGAUGAAGCCAUGCUCUGUGAGGACAACGUUCAUGUGCUCUGACCCUAGUGUUUUCUCUACCAAACACAUAUGUUGCAUAAAGCAAAGCCCACUUCUGCUC